Mycotypha africana is the source of this 738-nucleotide messenger RNA. RefSeq lists its product as uncharacterized. The transcript is spliced from 3 exons. The annotation marks the transcript as partial. Lineage: Eukaryota; Fungi; Mucoromycota; Mucoromycetes; Mucorales; Mycotyphaceae. The record is from RefSeq and is a predicted model, not a curated record.
AACCAACGUCCAUUAUCCAUGCCUCUUCCAUUACCUUCCUAUAUUGUUACACCGCCUCCAGAUUAUAUGAUGACACCUACCGCCCUUCUCGGAAAAAAAUUGGAUAGAUGCCGUUCCAUGCUGGUAGCAUCGACACCACGUGAGGAAGAUGGAAAAGAAGAUCUACCCGACUACAGUUGUACGGUCUAUAAAAUGGGCUAUGUCUAUAUUAAGAAAGAAUACGAUAUGCCUCAUGUCAAGGCGAAAUGGAGACGAUGGAGAAAACUUUAUGUAGAGUUAUGGGGUACAGUGCUUAAACUUUAUAGAACAGCACCGAAAGCGACACAACAAGAAUCUACAACAACAACAACAGCCAUGGAGCAUUAUCCUUGGCUAUUCAGACUUCCUUAUCAGUAUUAUUAUAAAUAUUACUAUUGUCCCAUCGUUUCCAUAUCUCUGGCAGGAGCGGAAGCCGCUCGUGCACUAGACUAUUUUAGGCGACCUAAUGUCCUCCGUCUGACAACGCAACAGGGACCACAAUUACUCAUGAAGUUACCUUCACAUGUAGACAUGAUAUCAUGGAUAGAACACUUGCAAGCAGCCAUCAACAUAUCACUUGACUUGGAGCAACGUCCUAUGCCAAAAUUCAUCACCAUCCAAACCCGGGGUUUAGCUUCGAAUAUACCAGAUUCAAGAGCCAUAGCAUUAGAGCGAGCACGUGAGCAAAGAAGGCGAGAUCAACAUGAAGUCUUAAUUUGA